Molecule: messenger RNA, 3363 nt
Organism: Xenopus laevis (African clawed frog)
Lineage: Eukaryota; Metazoa; Chordata; Amphibia; Anura; Pipidae
Product: oocyte zinc finger protein XlCOF6-like
Exons: 4
Coding region: 605-2779 (724 amino acids)
Source: RefSeq, a predicted model, not a curated record
AGGCAGCUUUAUAUGGUGGGUUUGUGUUCCUUGCUGUCAGGUUCUCCAGAGAUGGAAACAAGGAGGUUAGAGGGGAAAUGGGAGAAUGAAGAGCCGGACACUGAGGAUCCUCUGGACACAAUAAAGAGGGAAAUGGAUCCCGUUCCUGGGGCCGCUUUCCCAUUGGCUGAAUCAGAAAUAUUACAAAUAAAAAUAAAGGAAGAAGAACUGGACCCUGAAGAAGAUCAUGUGACCCCAAUGGAAAGUUCAGCAGUACCAGUUAGUGAUGGGGUCCCUUUCAGGUAUGUUAUGAUCGGCUUUACUGCAAUCAUGAUGCGAUGGAGCUGAAACCUUUCUGCAAAGUAUUCCUACUGCUGCUGCUGCAAUGUCUGCUCUUGUCACUGUCGCUAUGAACAACAAUUUGCCAAUAACAUUUCCAUAUUGGUGGUUGUCUGUCAAUAAUCGCUCACCAUUGUCGCCUUUCAGAUAUUCAACUUCCAUAGGCGUUUCACUUCCUUCGCUUCCUCCAUUCCACAACAGGUCAUCAAUUCUUCAAUUUUAUUUUUCUGAUUAAGUAGGAAACUUCCAUCCUCGUCUCUCUCAAUUUCUAUUCCAAGGUGGGACCAUGAAGGCUGAGCACAGUUCUGAACUGCCCAAACCAGAGACUGACUGGGAGUCCGGCACAAGAUCUGGCGAUUGCUUGACAAGACUCGAUGGUUUUAUCUGCUAUAAAUGUGGUGAAACCUUCACUGUGAAUAGUCAUCUUCUCAGCCACCUCUGUGGGAAACACGAGAGAAUCCACUCCAGAGAGAAACUAUACAGCUGUACAGAUUGUGGGGAAAAAUUUUCUUUAUUCCCUAGUUUGGUUACACACAAGAGAAUCCACGCAGGGGAGAAACCUUUCACCUGUACAGAAUGUGGGAAAACGUUUAAUAAAAAGCAAUACCUUCUCAGCCACCGGAGAAUUCACACAAAAGUAAAACCAUUUGCCUGUAGAGAAUGUGGGAAAAGCUUCACUACAGAGACAGAACUCCAAUCUCACCAAAUGAUUUACAUGGAAAGGGACCCAUUCACCUGUACAGAAUGUGAGAGAACCUUCACUACAGAGAGAAAUCUAAAAAUUCAUCAAAUCGUUCACAGGGGGAAGAGCCCAUUCACCUGUAGAGAAUGUGGGAAAAGCUUUACUGCAAAAUCAAUCCUUCAUGUGCAUGAAAGAACUCACACCGGAGAGAAACCAUUCACCUGUAAACAAUGUGGGAAAUGUUUUACUAGAAAGUCACAACUUUGCAGACACGAGAAUAUUCACACAGGGGAGAAUCUUUUCACCUGUAAACAAUGUGGGAAAAGUUUUACUGAAAAUUGUGCCCUUCUCAAACAUGAAAUAGUUCACUCUAGGAAGAAACCAUUCACCUGUACAGAAUGUGGCAAAGGUUUUUCUGCAAAAUCCACAUUUUACGUACACAAAAGAAAUCACGCUAGAAAGAAACCAUUCACCUGUACAGAAUGUGGGAAACAAUUUAUUUCAAAAUUUUACCUCCAUGUACACAAAAGAACUCAUACUGGUGAGAAACCAUUCAUCUGUACAGAAUGUGGUAAAGGAUUUAUUUCAAAACAGUACCUUCAUGUACACACAAGAGUUCACGCUGGAGAGAAACCAUUAACCUGUAUAGAAUGUGGGAAAGGAUUUAUUUCAAAAUAUUACCUUCAGGUACACAAAAGAAUUCAUGCUGGUGAGAAACCAUUCACCUGUACAGAAUGUGGGAUAGGAUUUAUUUCAAAAUAUUACCUUGAUGUACACAAAAGAAUUCACACUGGGGAGAAACCGUUCAGCUGUACAGAAUGUGGGAAAGGAUUUGUUUCAAAGCAUUACCUUCAUGUACAUAAAAGAAUUCACACUGGCGAGAAGCCAUUCACCUGUACAGAAUGUGGGAAAUCUUUUUCUGAAAGGGGCAACCUUAAAUGUCACCACAAAACUCACACUGGAGAGAAACCGUUCACCUGUAUGGAAUGUGGGAAAUGUUUUACUGUAAAGAGUGCCCUUAACCACCACUACAAAGCUCACAUUACAGAGAAAGCAGUCCGUUGUACAGAAUGCGGUAAAGAGUUUACUUCAAAGUAUUACCUGAAUGUACACAAAAGACUUCACACUGGAGAGAAACCAUUCACCUGUACAGAAUGUGGGAAAUGUUUUUCUGAUAAGAGUACACUUAAAUAUCACCACAAAACUCACACUGGAGAGAAACCGUUCACCUGUACAGAAUGCGGGAAGAGUUUUACUGAUAAAAGUAUACUUCGAAAGCACCAAAGAACUCACACUGGUGAGAAACCAUUCACCUGUACCGAAUGUGGGAAAUCUUAUUCUGCAAUGAGCACUCUUAAAUGCCACCGCAGAACUCACACUGGAGAGAAACCAUUCACCUGUACCGAAUGUGGGAAGAGUUUUACAGAAAAAAGUAUACUUCGAAAGCACCACAAAACUCACACUGGAGAGAAACCAUUCACCUGUACAGAUUGUGGGAAAUCUUAUUCUGCAAUGAGCACCCUUAAAUGCCACCGCAGAAUUCACACUGGAGAGAAACCAUUCACCUGUACAGAAUGUGGGAAAUGUUUUUCUGAUAAGAGCGCACUUAAAUACCACCACAAAACGCAUACGGGAGAGAAACCAUUCACCUGUACUAAAUGUGGGAAGAGUUUUACUGAAAAAAGUAUACUUCGAAGGCACCACAAAACUCACACUAGAGAGGAACCAUUCACUUGUACAAGGUUUCCUUUUAAAACAACUCAUACAAUAGAUGCUUGAGAGGAACCUUUCAUGGGUCACUGAUGUGGUAAAUGAAAAAGUGCUAGAACAUCACUGCUAGAAGAUGUCGAUUUGUUAAAUAAAGCUUAACGCUACUGACAUUUUGAUGGGCAAACAUGACCCCAACUCUUUACACUUAGCAGAAAUAUUCAGCCAGAUACAAUGCAGUAGCUUCUCUCAAAGCCAAGGAAAUGUUCCUGAGACUCGGCCUAUGUCCCUGCCGUCCCAUUGUUUCAGAUUAAUGGGCUGAUCAUAAAAGGAUUGUGCAGCUGUUGAGGAGGACGAGGGUUAUAAUCCCUUGGGGUGUCCCAUGAGCCACCAGUUUAGUAGGUUUUAUAAAUGGCAUUAAUUUGUUUGUUGUAGAGUAAAGAGUUGAGUGAAACCUUGAGGAUAAGAUGAUCAGAGGAAGGAGUCACUCUGUGUAAUUGAGAUUAAAACCAAAUGGCAGUGGUUCCCUAAUGGGUUGAGGAGAGUAGGGCGGUUUGGACUUCAUUCCUCGAGUGCCUUUACUUUCCCUAAUAAACUUUAUCCAUUAACCUUAACACCACAAAAGAAUAAACCAAAUAAAGGACCAUGGAAACUCA